AUGGUGAACUCAGAUAAGAAGACUGUUCAAGAUCCUAAAGAAUCUCCUCAAGUUGUGUCUGCUAUAAAUGAUCCUCCAGUUUGGGCUUGGCAGCUCAAACAUGAUAUUGAUGAGAUGAAGGAGAUGGGAUCUAAAGUGGACUCUCUAGCAGAAGCUUUAAAGGAGAUUAAGUUAUGUAUAUCUGCGAGGACAUCAUCUACUGAGACCCAGAAUGAUUCUAAAUAUGAUAAGAAGAGUAGUAGUGAUGGUAUAGAUAUUAAGCAGAAGCCUGGUACUGGUUCGGGAUCUGAUAAGAUGAUUGAUGAGAUCAAUCAUCCUGAUGAUACUGUGGUGUCGAUAAGUUCCCAAGAGUUGCAUACCUUUGGUUCUGGACCCAAGGUUAAGGCUCUUGAUGUUACUAAGGCUUCUAAACGAGCCAAGGCUAUGGGCACUAUUGAAGGUGGGCUUUAUCAGGGAACCACUGAUGAGAGAGGUUUUGUGGCGUUUAGAAGAAUGAUAUUGGAUACCCCUGAAGUUGAGUUUGGUCCUUCUACUGAGCAGCAGUGGGCAUUCGUCUUCUUCUAUAUUACAGCAAAUGUGACUGUUCCUAUCAAGAAGCUCAUUACAAAUACUUGUAGAAAGAAUGGUGAUACUUCGUUUAAGGAGAGGUUGGUUACUGCAUGGUCAGUAUUAAAAUCUUAUAGUGAUCUGUCUGAUGAACUCUCUCUAUCAACUCGGUGGGAAUCUCUAUCUUGUAGUAGUCCUACGGAACUAGAACAGUUUAUUGCUGAUUUAGAGUGUAUUCGUGAUCAGCUGGUCUAUCAGCGUGGUUCGGAAUUAUCCGACGUUGAGCUACGUGGUCGUCUGUAUGGUGGACUACCCAUUGAAGCUCAGAAGUAUGUUGAUAGUUUACCCAAGGGUUCUUGUGCUACCUAUGAUAUGAUGGUUGAGGAGGCUAAGAAGUGGAGCCGCUUAUCGGUGAGGUAUGAUGAUAAGAGCAGUAUGAAUAAGUUCAAAGCUACAUCUAAAGCGGUGCCUACGAAGAAGAACCCUGCUCCUAAGAAGACUGCUACUAAUGUGGAGUUGAAUGUUGCUGAGACUGCUACUUCACCAGAUGAUAGAAACCAU
Perkinsus marinus ATCC 50983 is the source of this 1107-nucleotide messenger RNA. RefSeq lists its product as hypothetical. Lineage: Eukaryota; Perkinsozoa; Perkinsida; Perkinsidae. The annotation marks the transcript as partial. The record is from RefSeq and is a predicted model, not a curated record. The transcript has a single exon.